AUGACCUCCGCAGACCCGGCCAGCAACCCGCGCGUCGGCGUCGGCGCCGUCAUCUGCAACCCCGCCACCGGCAAGCUACUCGUCGGACGGCGCCUUAGUAGCCACGGCCACGGCACCUGGCAGUUCCCUGGUGGUCACCUCGAGUACGCCGAGUCCGUCUUCACCUGCGCUGAGCGCGAAACCCUUGAGGAGACGGGCCUCGUCGUCAAAGCCACCCGGCUCGCCGCCGUCACAAACUCCGUCUUCACCGACGUUGGCAAGCACUACAUCACCCUAUUCGUCCUCUGCGAGCCUGUCGACCCCUCCGCCGAACCGCAGGCCAUGGAACCCGACAAAGCUGGCGACUGGCAGUGGAUGGAGUGGUCCACCAUCUGCGACUGGGUCCGCCACCACGACGAUGAUGGCGACGAUUGGCCCGCCAAGCGUCUGUUUUUGCCCAUCCGCGAACUGGUGAACCGGAAGGAGAACGAGACGGCCUUUACGGGGUUCUAG
Messenger RNA from Colletotrichum orchidophilum, 492 nucleotides. Its product is annotated as nudix domain-containing protein. Gene Ontology annotation, biological process: dGTP catabolic process. Gene Ontology annotation, molecular function: 8-oxo-7,8-dihydrodeoxyguanosine triphosphate pyrophosphatase activity. The coding region runs from base 1 to 492 and encodes 163 amino acids. The transcript is spliced from 2 exons. Gene Ontology annotation, cellular component: cytosol. The record is from RefSeq and is a predicted model, not a curated record. Lineage: Eukaryota; Fungi; Ascomycota; Sordariomycetes; Glomerellales; Glomerellaceae.